Molecule: messenger RNA, 2688 nt
Organism: Durio zibethinus
Lineage: Eukaryota; Viridiplantae; Streptophyta; Magnoliopsida; Malvales; Malvaceae
Product: putative galacturonosyltransferase 15
Molecular function (GO): polygalacturonate 4-alpha-galacturonosyltransferase activity
Source: RefSeq, a predicted model, not a curated record
UUCGCAUUCUGAAAAUCCAAAAAGAAAAUAAAAUUUAAUAUUAUUUAAUUUUUAUUUAUUUUUUUAGUUUUGUUUUCGGAGCCCAAUGUUGCAGGAAUCGUUGUGACUUUUUCACUAGUUAAAACUACCUGUGCCAGAUUUCAAUGCUAGUCUUCAGCAAUGAUCGAGUGGAUCUUGUUUGGAUUAAAUGGAAGUGAGGAGAAAGUGGAGGAAAGUGAGGGAAAAUAAUGAAGUUCUACAUAUCAACAACAGGGAUAGGGAGGGUUACGAUAUCGAACUCGAGUGGAGGAGGUGGAGGAGGAGGAGGAGGGGGGAGCAAGGGAGCGACGGUGGCAAUAACGGGGGCUGCGGCGGCGCGUGGACGGCUAUCGAGCCGGACUCUGUUGCCGGUGGUGUUAGUUUUGGGGAUCGUUUUGCCUUUCCUUUUCGUUAGAAUUGCCUUCUUGGUUCUUGAAUCUGCUUCUUCGUCUUCUUGUUCUUCCCCUAUCGAUUGCAUAGGAUGGAGGCUUUUUAGUGGACGUGACACAUCUCAGAAACUCAAAGAAGAACUGACAAGGGCACUAAUGGAGGUGAAUGAUGGCAACAGUGUUGAAGGGGGAAUAAAGGGUUCCUUGGAGUCAUUCAAUGAGCUUGUGAAGGAGAUGACGUCAAAACAACGAGACAUCAAGGCCUUUGCUUUCAAGACAAAGGCUAUGCUAUUAGGUAUGGAGCAAAAGGUGCACUCAGCAAAGAAGCGUGAGUUAAUGUACUGGUAUUUAGCUUCACGGGGUGUCCCAAAGAGCCUACAUUGCCUAUGCCUGAAAUUGGCAGAAGAGUAUACUGUAAACGCAAUGGCCCGUUCUCAUUUACCUCCACCUGAACACGUUUCUCGUCUUGCUGACACAUCCUUUCACCAUGUUGUGCUUCUGACUGACAAUGUCCUGGCCGCCUCUGUUGUCAUAUCAUCUACAGUUGAAAAUGCAGCAAAUCCCGAAAAUAUGGUGUUUCACAUAGUAACAGACAAGAAAACUUACACCCCAAUGCAUGCAUGGUUUGCAAUAAAUUCUCUCAAAUCAGCAGCCGUGGAAGUUAAGGGAUUACAUCAAUAUGAUUGGUCUGAGGAGGUGAAUGUUGGAGUUAAGCAGAUGUUGGAAAUUCAUCGCUUGAUCUGGAGUCAUUCCUACAAUAAUCUGAAAGAAGAAGACUUUGACUAUGAAGGAGAGAAUAAAAAUUGUUUGGAGGCUUUGAGCCCUAGCUGCCUUUCCCUUAUGAAUCAUCUUCGCAUUUAUAUCCCUGAACUGUUUCCAGAUCUCGACAAGAUAGUAUUCUUGGACGAUGAUGUUGUAGUACAACAUGACAUAGCAUCAUUGUGGAAAUUGGAUCUCAAUGGGAAAGUUGUUGGUGCAGUUGUUGACUCAUGGUGUGGCGACAACUGUUGUCCAGGAAGGAAAUACGAGGACUACUUGAAUUUUUCACACCCAAUAAUUUCAUCCAACCUUGAUCAAGAUCAUUGUGCAUGGCUUUCUGGUAUGAAUGUCUUCGAUCUUGAGGCUUGGAGGAGGACCAACAUCACAACAUCUUAUCAUAAAUGGUUGAAACUUAAUCUCAAUUCUGGAUUGACGCUAUGGCAACCGGGAGUACUGCCACCAACCUUGCUUGCUUUUGAGGGUCAUGUGCAUCCUAUUGAUCCGUUAUGGCAUGUCGCUGGGUUAGGCUAUCGAUCCUCGUCUGCUCAUGGAGAGAUAUUGGAGGCUGCUGCUGUUUUGCAUUUCACUGGCCCUGCAAAGCCAUGGCUCGAGAUUGGGUCUCCAGAAGCACGAAGCCUGUGGAAUAGACAUGUAAAUUUCUCAAACAGCUUUAUUCGGAAAUGUAGAAUAUUGGGGGUAGGAGGAUGAAGUUCUCUCACAUUUACAUACUCAGUUUCGGAACCAAACCGGCAGUAACUGUAUGGAACCAGAGGGAAGAAGGUUUUGCCUUCAGUCUCUGCUUAUACUUUCAUAGCACGACAUUGGUAGCUUUUCAUGUCCAUAAUAGAAAAUAGAUGAAGGUACUUCCUGAUAUACAAUAGAGUAAGAAUCUUAAACCUUCAAGGGAUAAUAGUGAUUAUAUCGUUGUAGCUCUUCAACAAAAUUGUAAAUUACUUUAGUCAGCUUAUUGACAUUACUUUAUCUCAAUGGUGAAACUCAAUUUUAAUUUUUUUUUUAAAAUAUGUAUUUUUUCCAGUUCAGAGUCACACUUAACCCUCUUGCUUCAGAACUCUUAGUCGAAUGAAUCUUGACAAAAUAGGGGUUGAAUUAAUUUUUUACCAAAUUAAAUCGAUCAGGCGAUAAGGUGAGUUUUAAUUCAAAUGAGUAGGAAAAAGAGCGAAAGUAUGAUGAGUUUUGGGUGUUUCCUAUGGAGGCUCUUCCAACGGUUGCAUCCUCCAUUUUAGCAACUUAACUUAACUCUAAUUUUGGCUCAAAGCAGCGGCUGAAGAAAGUUAUUCCGCAAAAUCCAUUUCUGAUUCCUUGGCAGUUUAGCUGCUGCCAAUAUUUUUCUGACUAACCACUAUAUCCAUUUUACUACCACAUGGAGUUCUCUCAUUCGUCCAACUAAGCAUCAACUUGGCUGAUUUGGUUGCUGCGUGCCAUUGUCAUCUCACCAUUCUGUCAUCGAAAUUUUAGUGACUGGCAUGUCUUUAUCAUGCCACAUGUCAAAUAUUGAUUAAUU